This is a messenger RNA of Saxophila tyrrhenica, 1326 nucleotides long. It is a transcript of the gene ATG27, whose product is annotated as type II membrane protein. The transcript is spliced from 2 exons. The record is from RefSeq and is a predicted model, not a curated record. The coding region runs from base 1 to 1326 and encodes 441 amino acids. NCBI's taxonomy places the organism in Eukaryota, Fungi, Ascomycota, Dothideomycetes, Mycosphaerellales, Extremaceae.
AUGCCUCUCAUAUGGCAAACCGCGCUCCUCCUCCUACCCACAUUGACCUCUGCCAUAACCUUCGACUGCAAGCAUAUCCGCGAUGAUGGCGCAUCUUGGAACCUCGAGAAGCUCGGCGGCCCCAAGACAGUCCAUCGGAUCCGGUGGGAACGGCCCUCGAUCGAGAACACCACCUUCACAUUGGACAUCUGCGGCAAGCUACCCAAGGACGAGAAACUCGGAAAGGGCGAAAAUUGCCUCACGGGCACGCAGGUGUGCGCAAGAGAGUGGGAUUACCCCAGCUCUGGCAAGGGGUUUGUGAAGAAAGUUAUUGAGAUCGCGGGAGAGUACAAGACGAGCCACGGCCGGAGUAUGGAUCCGAAGAUCACGAGACUGAAGGGCGCGGCGGGGAAUAGCGAGAACAAGGAGGGUGUGCUGGUAGAGUUGCAUGGAGGCAAAUACCCCAAUGAGCGGAGUGGGACGCCGCAGAAGGCCAUCAUCGAGUUCAUCUGCGACAAGAGCGUUACCGGGAAUGAAGGCUUCGAGAAGGAAGAGGGCAUGAGCCUAGCAGAUCCAGGAGCAUAUGGUGUGAUGACAAAGAGGAAAGACGAUGACGACGAUGAUGGGCCUGACCUCCCCAACCCCGACGAGUACAAGAACCUCAAAUUCCUCUCCUACAAACCCGAAGGCGACAUGGAAGUCCUUCGCCUGCGCUGGAAGACCAAGUACGCCUGCGAGAGCGCCAAAGACAACCCUGACCCUGACGACGACGAUUCGAAGAAGAGCAGCGGCUGGGGCUUCUUCACUUGGUUCCUGAUCGUGCUGUUCAUGCUCGUGGCGGCGUAUAUCAUCUUCGGGAGCUGGCUGAACUACAAUCGGUAUGGCGCGAGAGGAUGGGAUUUGAUUCCGCAUGGAGAUACGAUUAGGGAUAUCCCGUAUAUUGUCAAGGACUGGGGAAGCAACAUGGCGGAUAGGAUGAAGGGAGGGGACUCAAGGGUUUCCAGCUUGACAAAAGUGUCUGUGUACUUGGAUAGAUACGCCACCAAGCGCAGCGAUUGCAGCGUUUUCCUUCGACUCUCAUGUGCCCUUUCUUUCUACUUACUACAGCUUCAUCUCCUCCGCACCGGCAGUCUCGAGCCAGACCUGCUGCUCGCACCGGACCCGGACGAGGAUGACGAAGGCGACAACGAGCGCGGCGGACUCAAGUCGGCCUUUUCUCCUCGCGGUGGCGGAGGCAGUGGUCCAAAGACCGGCUUGCUCUUCGUCGCCACCUCUUCAACCUCCCCGGCCUCCAUCUUCCGGCGCACUGCCUCCUCUGCCAACUCCUCGUACUCCGGAUCGACAUAG